This is a messenger RNA of Austrofundulus limnaeus, 1971 nucleotides long. It is a transcript of the gene tfap2b, whose product is annotated as transcription factor AP-2 beta. Gene Ontology annotation, cellular component: nucleus. The record is from RefSeq and is a predicted model, not a curated record. Gene Ontology annotation, biological process: regulation of cell population proliferation; regulation of transcription by RNA polymerase II; anatomical structure development. Lineage: Eukaryota; Metazoa; Chordata; Actinopteri; Cyprinodontiformes; Rivulidae. Gene Ontology annotation, molecular function: DNA-binding transcription factor activity, RNA polymerase II-specific; RNA polymerase II transcription regulatory region sequence-specific DNA binding.
GACCGACAUGACGGCGUCUCGAGCCACAGCUCGCGCCUGUCCCAGCUGGGGUCUGUGUCGCACGCGGGACCCUACUCCAGCGCGCCGCCGCUGUCCCACGCGCCUUCCUCGGACUUCCAGCCGCCCUAUUUCCCUCCGCCGUACCAGCCGCUGGCGCACUACCAGAGCCAGGACCCGUACUCUCACGUGAGCGACCCCUACUCCCUGAACUCGCUGCACCAGAGCCAGCAGAGCGCGUGGGGCGCGCGGCAGCGGCAGGACGCGUCCGGGGACCGGAUGGAGAGCUCGGCCCUGCUGGCGCAGCCGCGGGCUUCUCUGCCGCAGCUGUCCGGGCUGGACCCGCGGCGGGACUACGGCGGCAUGCGGCGGCCUGACGUGCUGCUGCACGCCGCUCACCCGGGCCUGGAGCCCGGCAUGGGAGACGGUCUGCUGCACGGUCUGCACGGGAUGGAGGAUGUUCAGUGCCCAUGCCGCCCAAGAACGUGGGCUCCCUGAUGCUGGGGAAGGACGGGCUGAUCGGCGGGGUCACCGUCAACAUCAACGAGGUGUUCUGUUCGGUACCGGGCCGCCUGUCGCUGCUCAGCUCCACCUCCAAGUACAAAGUGACGGUGGGGGAGGUGCAGAGGAGGCUGUCUCCACCCGAGUGCCUCAACGCCUCCCUGUUAGGAGGCGUGUUGAGAAGAGCAAAGUCUAAAAACGGAGGCAAAUGUCUGCGAGAAAAACUGGAGAAGAUUGGCUUGAAUCUUCCUGCUGGGAGGCGCAAAGCUGCAAACGUCACGUUACUGACUUCUCUGGUAGAAGGUGAGGCGGUCCACUUGGCCCGAGACUUUGGUUACAUCUGUGAGACGGAGUUUCCCACCAAAGCUGUGAGCGAGUACCUGAACCGGCAACAUGCGGACCCCAACGAGCUGCACACGAGGAAAAACAUGCUGCUGGCCACAAAACAGCUGUGUAAGGAGUUCACAGACCUGCUGGCCCAGGACAGGACUCCUCUGGGUAACUCCAGGCCCAGCCCCAUCCUGGAGCCCGGCAUCCAGAGCUGCCUGUCCCACUUCUCCUUCAUCACGCACGGCUUCGGCUCGCCCGCCAUCUGCGCCGCCCUCACCGCCCUGCAGAACUACCUCAGCGAGGCCCUGAAAGGACUCGACAAGAUGUUUCUCAACAACCCGCCCAACAACCGGCACGGGGACGCAGGCGGCAAGGCCGGCGACAAAGAGGACAAGCAGAGGAAAUGAGGCGAGGAGAGGAGAGAAGGAAGGCACUGACGGAGACGUUUCAGUUUCUUCUAGCUUUACACCACCACUGCCCCGCCCCCACCCCGCCCCGCCCCCACCCCGCCUCGCACAAGGCUGCAGGUGGAGGAGGACCAGGAGGGCUGCAGAGAGAGAAAACCAGUGUCACACAGAGGGAGUUUCAUCUGUGUUACGUUCUUUUCAUCCCCCCGAGGACAUGCUGGUGUUACAUCCAUUUAGCUCCCCCGCCUGCAUCCUGUGAGCCUGAGAGGCUGUAAGACGCCUGCAGACGGUUGUGUGUGCCUGAACACAYGUUUGUCUUCACACAGAAACACAACAUUGUGCUUUCAGAGACUUUGUAUGUUUUCAUUCUUUCUAUUUAUUUGACUUGUUUGUGAUGAGCGUCGUGUCUUUGAAACAAGCUUGUCUGUUAUUUAAAGUAAGAGGAGGUAAAGUGUUCAUUUGUGUGUAAAUAUUUAUUUAUAAUUAUUUAAAUGGAUGGUUGUUUAAAUAGGUUUGAAGUGGGCCUAUUUAUGUGAUUUGACCUUUGUGAGACAGUGGGGUGGGGGUUGGGGGGGGGUCAGGACUGUGUUUUUUGUUCUUAUAGAGCUGUUGUCAUGGUGCUGCUGCUGAUGAUGAUGAUGAUGAUGAUGAUGAUGAUGAUGGGUAGACAUGCUUCUAAUUGUCCAGUGAUUUCAUUUCUAUCAUAUUGAUAAUAAACCAUGUGUUUUAUUAAGGA